Molecule: messenger RNA, 3234 nt
Organism: Laccaria bicolor S238N-H82
Lineage: Eukaryota; Fungi; Basidiomycota; Agaricomycetes; Agaricales; Hydnangiaceae
Exons: 17
Coding region: 1-3234 (1077 amino acids)
Biological process (GO): ribosomal small subunit export from nucleus; ribosomal large subunit export from nucleus; protein export from nucleus
Cellular component (GO): nucleus; cytoplasm
Molecular function (GO): small GTPase binding; nuclear export signal receptor activity
Source: RefSeq, a predicted model, not a curated record
AUGGAGGGAUUACUGGAUUUCUCCCGAGAGUUUGAUGUAACUCUUAUGGAUAAGGUCGUCAUGGCUUUUUACACUGGUGGAGGUGCAGAUCAACAAAUGGCUCAGCAGAUUCUCACUCAAUUCCAAGAACACCCCGACUCAUGGACGAGAGUACCCGAUAUAUUGGAACGAUCGUCUUUUCCUCAAUCGAAGUUCAUAGGUCUACAAAUCCUUGAGAGACUCAUCACUACGCGAUGGAAAACGCUACCCGAUGGUCAGCGCCAAGGCAUCCGGAACUUCAUUGUUGGCGUAACGGUGAAGGUUGCGUCGGACGAGGUUUCUCUUCGGAAAGAGAAGACUUAUGUCAAUAAGUUGAAUCUGGCACUUGUUCAGAUUCUCAAACAAGAAUGGCCUCAUAAUUGGCCUACGUUCAUUACGGAACUUGUCGAAUCCUCUAAGACAAACCUCUCACUUUGCGAGAACAACAUGGUUAUCCUCAAACUCCUUUCCGAGGAGAUCUUUGACUUUUCCGCCGAGCAAAUGACUCAAACUAAAAUCAAAAAUCUUAAAAACCAAAUGUGUGGAGAAUUCUCAGAGAUUUUCAAGCUUUGUUCAGAAGUCCUGGAAGAAGCCCAGAAAACGUCGCUCAUUAGAGCUACUUUGGAGACGCUACUCCGGUUCUUGAACUGGAUCCCUCUCGGCUAUAUAUUUGAGACAACCAUAAUUGAUCUCCUCCUAAAUCGCUUUUUGGAAGCACCGGAAUUUCGCAAUGUGACAUUGAAGUGUCUUGCAGAGAUUGCCGCAUUGAAUGUAGGACCAGAAUACGACCCAAAAUUUGUCAUCCUCUUCGCCAUGGUCAUGACAUCUAUAAAUCGCAUGAUUCCGCCAAGCACGAACAUUGCCCAAGCGUAUGCCAACGCAGGAGACGCAGGUCAAGAACUUGUUCUGAACCUCGCACUUUUCCUGGCUAACUUCCUUUCGAAUCACCUACGUGCUGUUGAAACCGAACAGAAUCGUGACGUUCUCUUGAACGCGCAUCUGUACAUGGUAAAAGUAUCGCAAGUGGAUGAGCGCGAAAUUUUCAAAAUUUGUCUGGAGUACUGGCUCAAGCUUGUCGCCGAGUUGUACGAGGAAAUUCAGAGUUUGCCGAUUGGUGAAUCGGGUUUGUUGAUGGGUUUGAGUUUGGGAAACAACGGAGCCCAGAACAUGUUGAAUGGCAUGUCAUUGAGGAAGAACAUUUACAGCGAUGUUCUGUCAAAUCUACGACUGGUUGUGAUCGAACGAAUGGUCAAGCCAGAGGAGGUCCUGAUUGUUGAGAAUGACGAGGGGGAGAUCGUCCGAGAGUUCAUGAAGGAGAUCGAUACCAUUGUACUGUAUAAGUCAAUGCGUGAACUUCUGGUCUACCUCACCCAUCUCGACGUCUCAGACACAGAAACUAUCCUCACAGAGAAACUUGCGAAGCAGGUCGAUGGGUCUGAAUGGUCGUGGAACAACCUCAAUACCCUUUGCUGGGCUAUCGGCUCUAUCUCGGGUGCUAUGAACGAAGAGACGGAAAAACGUUUCUUGGUGACGGUAAUCAAAGAUCUCCUCGGGCUGUGUGAGAUCAAACGCGGAAAAGACAACAAAGCGGUCGUCGCUUCUGAUAUCAUGUACAUUGUUGGUCAAUACCCUAGGUUCCUCAAGGCACAUUGGAAGUUCCUCAAGACCGUGGUCAACAAACUCUUUGAAUUCAUGCACGAAACUCACGAAGGCGUGCAAGACAUGGCGUGUGACACGUUCAUUAAGAUAGCACAAAAGUGCCGUCGUCACUUUGUCAUGCAACAAUCAGGGGAGCAAGAACCAUUCGUCGACGAAAUUUUGCGUUUGCUCCAUAGAAUUACCGUCGAUCUGUCACCUCAACAGGUUCAUACCUUUUACGAAGCGGUUGGAUACAUGAUUUCAGCCCAACCUAAUAAGCCUCAGCAAGAAAAACUUAUUGCGAAGCUCAUGGAGCUGCCAAAUAAUGCCUGGGAUUCGUUGAUGGCGCAGGCAGCACAAAACAUGGACGUACUAUCUAGCAACGACAAUAUCAAGAUCUUAUCGAACGUUCUGAAGACAAAUGUAUCUGCAUGUACAUCAAUAGGCAGUUUUUACCUUCCUCAAAUUGGCCGGAUCUUCUUGGAUAUGCUAGGGUUGUAUAAAGCGGUCAGCGGUAUCAUCAGCGAAACGAUAGCGAAAGAGGGUAUUAUUGCAACCAAGACUCCAAAAGUUCGACAAUUGCGAACGGUGAAAAAGGAAAUCUUGAAACUUAUGGAAACGUACAUCAAGAAAGCAGAGGAUCUCGAGGCGGUGAACAUCAACUUUAUGCCGCCCCUCCUCGAUGCUAUCCUAGGGGAUUAUAAUCGCAAUGUCCCCGCUUCCAGGGACGCGGAGGUUCUGAAUGUUAUGGCUACAAUCAUUGGCCGUCUUGGGCCGCUCUUAACCCCCCAAGUUCCCGCUAUAUUGGAUGCUGUUUUCGAACCUACAUUGAACAUGAUCAACCAAGACUUUGCCGAGUUCCCUGAACAUCGUGUUGGAUUCUUCAAACUCCUCCGCGCUAUCAACCUACACUGCUUCCCUGCAUUGUUAGGUAUUCCCCCCGCCCAGUUCAAAUUGUUUAUGGACAGUAUUAUUUGGGCUAUCAAGCACACCAUGCGCGACAUCGCAGAUACUGGCUUAAAUUUAUGCUUGGAGGUCGUCAACAAUUUUUCCAGUGCUGCCGACCCAGCUGUUACCAACGCCUUCUUCCAGCAAUAUUUCCUCAGCAUUGUUCAAGACAUAUUCUUCGUCUUGACUGAUGCCGAUCAUAAGAGCGGAUUCAAGCUUCAAAGUGUACUACUUGCGCGGAUGUACCAGCUUGUUGAGAUGAACGUCAUCCAAUCACCAUUGUUCGACCCCGCACAAAUGCCAGAUCCCAACAUAAGCAACGUAGUAUUCUUGCGGGAAUACACUGCAAACUUGCUUAAGACGGCUUUCCCCCACGUCAGGAGCUCGCAGGUACAAAUCUUCGUCGGGGCGCUCAGCGAGAACCACAACGAUAUCAACCGAUUCAAGUUGGCUCUUCGAGACUUCCUCAUCCAGCUCAAAGAGUUCUCCGCGGGGGACAAUACCGAACUCUUUUUGGAAGAGAAGGAGCUUGAGAGUCAAGCAAAGGCGGAAGCUGAACGUCAAACAGCGAUGCGGAUUCCGGGAAUGCUCAAGCCUGACCAGAUAGAAGACAAGGAUGAGGAUAUAUGA